This is a messenger RNA of Boeremia exigua, 493 nucleotides long. RefSeq names its product Chaperone/heat shock protein. Bases 94 to 363 code for a protein of 89 amino acids. The transcript is spliced from 3 exons. Lineage: Eukaryota; Fungi; Ascomycota; Dothideomycetes; Pleosporales; Didymellaceae. The record is from RefSeq and is a predicted model, not a curated record.
CUACAGCACUCAUCCACGAACUUAACAUUUCCAAUUCCGCCACCUACACCCAGCACCCACUUCACUCUAAAUACCAACUGAACAAAAGUCAAGAUGUCCGAGGCCGCACGCAAGGACUUCCACACCAAGGCUGAGGAGAAGCUUACCCCCGACUCCUCCAAGUCUACUCUCGAUAAGACCAAGGAAAGCCUUACUAGUGCCGCCGACAAGACUGCUCGUGAGACCCAGCCUGACUCCAACAAGACCACUGCGCAGUCACUCGGCGACAAGGUUGGCCGUACCAAGGACAACAACGUCCACGGCUCCACCCACGAAUCUGUUGGCGACAAGGUCAAGGGGGCUCUUGGUCUCGGCAAACACUAAGUGCUCUGACCAUCCGACCUGACGAUGACGAAUGAUACCCGGAUUGUUUUGGACAGGAUGGCCAUUGUUGCCAUCCUGUGACCCAUGCGUUGAAGAUGCUUUACAAUAUCAAGCCUGAGGGCUAGUAAUG